Thrips palmi is the source of this 1817-nucleotide messenger RNA. It is a transcript of the gene Adat1, whose product is annotated as tRNA-specific adenosine deaminase 1. The transcript is spliced from 6 exons. Gene Ontology annotation, biological process: RNA processing. Gene Ontology annotation, molecular function: adenosine deaminase activity; RNA binding. Lineage: Eukaryota; Metazoa; Arthropoda; Insecta; Thysanoptera; Thripidae. The coding region runs from base 35 to 1465 and encodes 476 amino acids. The record is from RefSeq and is a predicted model, not a curated record.
UUUUUAUAUUCAAAUUGUUCAGCCCACUCUUAUUAUGAGUAGUCUUGAGCCUCCAAAUUCCUCCCCAACUACUGAUACACAGCCUGAGGGUGCCUGCAGCUGUGGCCACAGAACUGAUGUGGAUCCACCCCCAAUGAAUGACUGCUUUGCUGAUUGUGUAGCAAAAGCUAGUCAUGCUGCUUACACAUCUUUGCCCAAGAAUGGAAAGCCACAGCCUGGAAAGGAAUGGACUUUGUUAGCUUCUGUACUAGAGGCUGAUAGUACAUUGCCAUCUGAUGACCACCCACAUCCAAACCUUAAAGUUGUUGCCCUUGGUACUGGAACAAAAUGCAUUGGGCAAAGUAAAAUGAGUCAAAAUGGUGACAUACUUAAUGAUAGCCAUGCAGAAGUUAUUGCGAGAAGGGCUUUUCUUCGAUAUUUGUACAGUAAUAUUCUUGAGGCACUAAAGGGUAACACAUCAAGCAUUUUCCAACUCUUGAAAGAGUGUGGCCACUUUAAAUUACGUCCUGGAAUAUCUUUUCAUUUUUAUUCAAGCCACACUCCUUGUGGAGAUGCCUCGAUUUUUCCAAAAGAAGAGGAAUUAUUUGACCUCGGCAGCUGCGUUUUGAAAUCUGACAAUGAUUCCUUGCCUUUUGCCCCUAAUGAUGGUAGUGCUGUUAACAAGAAUGAUAUUGAAGGGGAAAAUAUUGCCACUGGUCUGAAGAGACCCCACUGUUGUGAUGAUACUGAGGAAGAAACAGUGUCAAAGAAGCAGAAAAGUGACAUCUAUCGCACUGGGGCCAAGUGUGUUCCUGAUGAAUGCAAACAAGAUCCCAAGCUUCCUGGUUCAGAUUAUCAUGUAGUGGGAGCAGUUAGAACGAAGCCAGGCCGAGGUGAUCCAACCCUGUCAGUAUCUUGCAGUGAUAAGUUAUUGCGUUGGAACUGUGUUGGAAUUCAGGGAGCCCUUUUGUCACAAAUUCUUGGAAGUCCAAUCUAUUUGCAGUCCAUCACAAUUGGUGGUGGUUGCCCCUAUUCUGAAAUGGCUUUGUCUCGUGCCAUUAAAACCCGAGCAUUUUGUGAAAGUGCCAACCUACCGCCUGGCUACAUCAUAAGCAGCCCUCAGUUGCUCCAGUCUUGCAUCCCAUUCCCCGAAAGGAAGAAACCAGAUGCUCCUAGACCUUGUUCGUCUAGUAUUGUGUGGUGUUGUGUUCAAGAAAGACCACAUGAGGUUGCAGUAAAUGGACAUAGACAUGGCGUCACAAAGAAAAUGCAAGCAACAUCAGCAGGAAGGCUACUUAUCAGCAAGAAAGACCUUUUUCAUCAAUUUAUGGUCUGUAGCCAGCGCCAAGUAACUAAUGUCACUUAUUCAGAAAGUAAAUUGGGAGCUGAUGCCUAUUACAAAGCGUGGUGUAGUAUUCUUACAGCAACAGGACUAGUAUGGACCAAAAAGCCCAAAUUUUUAAAAGAUUUUACAUGUGAGCUCUAAGGUUGCUCAUUACUUAAUUUAGAUGUAUACAACUCAUAUGUUGAUUUUCUUAAAUAAUAUCAGCAUGCAACAAAAUAGUUCUAUAUAUAAAAACCUUUGGAUUAAGCUAAAACUACAAGUUUUGGAUAGAAUAAUUAAAAUAUUGCAUCUUGCAAACAAUUGAAUAAAAAAAUUUGUCAAAACUAGUGGAGUAGUUAAAAUCAUUCCCCAGCAUUAGUCAUUUCCUUACUCUAGAAAUCACCUAGUACAAAGAGGAAGUUCUUGGUCAUGAGUUUAAAAAACUUUAGAGUAAGCAAUUCUAAAUGGUCACUGCCCUUGAUUGAGAAAUAAAAUUCCUUUUGUUUUUAAAAAA